This is a messenger RNA of Symbiodinium pilosum, 645 nucleotides long. NCBI's taxonomy places the organism in Eukaryota, Dinophyceae, Suessiales, Symbiodiniaceae. The record is from the annotation of a GenBank genome assembly.
GCUCUCCCUGGACAUCACCUGGUUUGACGAGAGCGAUUCUGCUGGACUGUCCUCAAAGCUGCAGAGUGAUGUCGAGACGGUUCACUUUUUCAUGUCUGCUGGCCUGGGCUACCUGAUCUCCAGCAUGGGCCAGUUUGUGUCGGGGGUCGCAGUGGCCAUGAUUCAUGGCCCCAAGCUCACCCUGUCCGUCUGCGCCUUUUUGCCUGUCCUCUUCUGUGCCGGGCAGAGCAUGGGCAAGCAGAUGGAAGAGAACAUGACUGUCCAGCAGAGGGACUUUGCAAAGGCUGCCGGGGUGGCCGAGGAGAGUUUGCUGGGCAUUCGCACGGUGGCCGCUUUCGGAGGCGAGCAACGCGAGCAGGCGCGCUUUGCCGCUCAGCUGACGGAGGCGCGGGAUGGCGGUGUACGGGCCGGUGUGCGAAUCGGCUUGGCCUGGGCCAGCCUCAACUUUGUCUUUGCGCUGCUCUACGCAGUGACCCUCUAUGUAGGAGGCCACGGACUUCUGGCUGGAUCAAGUGAGAAAGAGGGUGGAGACGUGGUCACCGUGCUUAUCUCGCUUAUUACUGGCAUGGGUGGCGUCAACUCCUUCAGCGGUUACCUCCCGAUUCUGGCCAAGGCCAGGGCGUCCGCGGCAGCCAUGAAGCCCGG